AUGGCGGCGGCGGGUCCGAGUCCUCGGGCCUCUUCCGCGGCGGCCGCGGCCGGUCUGAGCCGGCGGGGCCGGCGGGGCCGUUGCGACGACAUGGCGGCGGCGGCGGCGGCGACGAGUGGGGCUUCGGGCCCGGCGCCGGGCUCCGCGCUCCUGCUGCUGCCUCCGCCGCCGCCGGCGCCUCGGCCGGAGGAGCCGGGCUGCGCCGGGUGCCUGGCGGCCCUGGCCCUGGCCCUGCCCCUGCCGUGCGGCCACUCGCUGUGCCGGGGCUGCGCCCAGCGCGCCGCCGGGUGCCCGCGCUGCCGAGCCCGAGGCCGUCGGGCCCGCCACGACGGGCCGGCCGACGCCGAGCUGCCGCGGGGCGAGCGCGCCCGCCGCCGACCGCCCGAGCGCUGCUGCCGCCCCAGCCGGGACGGGGGCGCGGCCGCGGCCCACAAGGGGCCCCCCGAGCCGGAGCCGGAGCCGCAGCCGCAGCCGCAGCCGCAGCCGCGCGUCGCGCCCGCCGAGCCAGAAUUUAUAUUCAGAGCACCAAUCAAAUUAAGCAAGCCUGGAGAACUUUGUGAGGAAUAUGAAAGCCUGAGAAAGCUGAGAGAAGAAAAGUUACAAGAGGAGAAAAUCUCUGAUGAUCAAAUUCACAAGCUGUUACCCGAGGAUACAGAAACAGGAAAAAGGAAAAUGGAGAUACAGAAGAAAAGAGAUGAGCCUCUACUACUGAAAACGAAUUUGGAACGUUGUCCUGCACGUCUCUCAGAUUCAGAGAAUGAAGAACCUUCCCGAGGCAAGAUGACACAGACACAUCGCUCAGCGUUUGUUUCAAAGAACAACUCCUACUCCUUAGCUUUCCUGGCAGGGAAUCUGAAUUCUAAGGUGGAGAGGAGUCAAAGCUGCAAUGAUACUGCUCAGGACAGAGCGAAGAGCAGACUCAGAAGCACUCCUGCCAGUAAAGCCAAGGGCUCUACUCUGACAUCAGCCUCCAACCCCAUCAUCGGUGUUCUCUUGUCCACUCAGAACAAUCGCUGCCUCUCUGCGCCCGACUUAGCCAUGGAGAAGCGUCUGCCUUUCAGCUCCCUCUCCUCCCUGGCUUCCCUGCACAAGCCAGAGCGGUCUAUCAGCCCUGAGAGCAACGACAGCAUCUCCGAAGAGCUGAACCAUUUCAAGCCCAUUGUCUGUUCCCCCUGUACUCCUCCCAAGAGACUCCCUGACGGUGGUGUGCUCAGCCCUCUCAUCAUCAAAUCAACCCCCCGCAACCUAAAUAGAAGCCUGCAGAAGCAGACUUCUUAUGAGGCCAGUCCCCGGAUCCUCAAAAAGUGGGAACAGAUCUUUCAGGAGCGGCAGAUCAAAAAGACCCUUUCCAAAGCUACCCUCACAUCCCUGGCUGUAGACUCCGGGGAGGAUGUCCUCAGCUCAGACCUUAUUCAUUCCAGCAAGGAGAAGCCACUGCUGGCCUUCAAUGCCAGGCUGCCUGGCAGGCAGGGACUUCCUGAGUGUAUUGCACCUCUUGCUGCUGAUCUCGACCAUUCCCCCACAGUUAGCCAAAGGAAAGCACCACAGGGCAGCCAUGAUAACUCGAGCAUCGAGACACCAUCAGAGAUCCGCAAAGGAGGCACCUGUGUCGGGACUCUGGAGAGAGGGCAGAUGGAAGGGCCAUGGUCGACCCCCGAUGCCAAAUUAGAUAAGAUCUGCAUCAGCACGGCCAGGAAAGUCUUGUCCGUUAGUUCAGUGCCCCCCAAAACCAGUGUUUUAGGGGGGGUUCUGAAAACAAAGAAACAACAGAAGACGGCCAAUCAUUUUGAUCUGCCUAAUGGUCUCCUGGCAGACCCAGGAAGUGAGGAUCCUCUUCCUGCCUUGCGCAGGGGCCGCAAAAGACACUGUAAGACCAAACACUUGGAACAGAACGGCUCCCUUAAGAAACUGAGACAGAGUGCUGGCGAGGUGGGGCCAAGUCCCCCAGACCCAGCCGUUCUGGAGAGGGAACAGAAGCUGCAGCAGGAGGAGGAGGACCGGCGGCUGGCCCUGCAGCUGCAGCGCAGGUUUGACAGUGAGAGGCGGACUGUGAGUCGCCGCAAAGGGAGCGUGGAUCAGUAUCUCCUCCGAUCCAGCAGCAUGGCUGGGGCCAAGUAGCGCCCUACUGCUUUGUUACUUGUUUGUUUUGUUUUUGUUUUUUAAGAUGUCUUUGGGCCUGAUCAUUUUCCUUCAAAAGCCCGAGUAUUCUCAAUUUGGGCUUUGUUUUAUGGCAAAACACUGUCUAAUCUGGUUCUGCAUCUCUGCAACCGGUGGCUGUGUCAGAAGCACUUCUCCCCCCCAGGGAACCCACUCUGAGGGCUUCCAGAACAAGUCUAGCAGCACCCACCUGGAAUGAGAUUAAGGAGCAUGGAGGUCAGAGCUAGAAAUGGUUGCAAAAAGAAGGGAUGCUUUUUCAGUUUGGUUUGACCUCCUGACUUUCAGCAGGGUAUAGUUUUAAAUCAACUUUGCAGAUAAAAAAAAUUAGAUCCCUUUUAAAGAAGCAGAAUCAUGUAGCUCUUGAGCAGAUUGUUAUAUUCCCUUCUUUCCCCUUGCCAUAAGCAAGUAACUGAUGAAAUCAGUGAAGCAAAAGUUAAUUUACAUAAUAAUUGAUUAAUAGAGUUCACAGGUCACAGUCACUAUCAUUGU
Suncus etruscus (white-toothed pygmy shrew) is the source of this 2646-nucleotide messenger RNA. It is a transcript of the gene RNF169, whose product is annotated as ring finger protein 169. The transcript has 6 exons. Gene Ontology annotation, cellular component: nucleus; site of double-strand break. The coding region runs from base 1 to 2118 and encodes 705 amino acids. The record is from RefSeq and is a predicted model, not a curated record. Gene Ontology annotation, molecular function: nucleosome binding; ubiquitin-protein transferase activity. NCBI's taxonomy places the organism in Eukaryota, Metazoa, Chordata, Mammalia, Eulipotyphla, Soricidae. Gene Ontology annotation, biological process: double-strand break repair.